CGAGAAACAAGUUCGGAAGUCUUGCGCCAAGAACCCAUGCAUGUCUGGUUAGACUGGAGAUGUCGGUGGUGAUCACGGAGAAUUUUGAUUCUCUAGCUCAAGUUCCUAUAAGGAUUCUGCAACUGGACGGUCAAAUCUUCAAGUUAGUCGUCGCAGUCUGCAUUAUACAUGUCCGUUACUCUACUCCACACUACAUGCCAAAACACCCGGGGAACUCAGAAGGAAGAACGGAGGGACUGGAACAAGAGGGAAAGAGGAUCCUGAGGCCCUGUACCUCCACCGCGUCUUAGUAGUUAGCUUACUUGUUGCGGUUAAUCAAAUGCUGAGAACAAAAAAAAAAAAACAUGGGUGGGA
Guyanagaster necrorhizus is the source of this 354-nucleotide messenger RNA. RefSeq lists its product as uncharacterized. The record is from RefSeq and is a predicted model, not a curated record. The transcript is spliced from 2 exons. NCBI's taxonomy places the organism in Eukaryota, Fungi, Basidiomycota, Agaricomycetes, Agaricales, Physalacriaceae. Bases 60 to 290 code for a protein of 76 amino acids.